Molecule: messenger RNA, 546 nt
Organism: Penicillium canariense
Lineage: Eukaryota; Fungi; Ascomycota; Eurotiomycetes; Eurotiales; Aspergillaceae
Exons: 2
Coding region: 1-546 (181 amino acids)
Cellular component (GO): cytoplasm
Molecular function (GO): electron-transferring-flavoprotein dehydrogenase activity; flavin adenine dinucleotide binding
Source: RefSeq, a predicted model, not a curated record
AUGUCAUCCGGCAAGAUCAAAGUCUUCAUCAAAGCACUCGGCUUCUUUGUCCUGCACUUUGGCCGUAGUCCUGUCCAGCGUGUCGCCGCAUGCGGUCAUAGUUGGACGUGGCACAGUACCCCUGGUGCACAGAAGGUCGUGGUCCUGGGUGGAUCUUUCGCGGGCAUUGAGCUCACGCUGCCGACUGGAUACAAGGCUGUGUGGAUCGAGAAGAACUCUAAUCUCAACUACUCGUUCAACUCCCCAAGGUUUUCCGUUUUAACAGGACAUGAGCAGACAGCCUUCAUUCCAUAUGAUGGUGUUGCCAAAGGAGCACCCCCGGGAAUAUUCGCCCGCAUCCAGGACAGGGCGGUUGCGAUCACGGAGAAUCAAGUACUGCUAGCGUCCGGAGACCAUGUCGAAUACGCAUACCUCGCCAUCGAGACAGGGUCGUUUCAGCCAUUGCCUGUCCAGCUAGUGUCCACGGAGCUCAACGGGGCCUGUCAUGAGCUAAAGGGUGUUCAGCAGAUUAUCAUGGCCAGUCAGAAAAUUGCCAUCAUAUAUUGA